This is a messenger RNA of Folsomia candida, 1865 nucleotides long. RefSeq names its product protein real-time. Gene Ontology annotation, cellular component: cytoplasm. The transcript is spliced from 7 exons. Bases 833 to 1708 code for a protein of 291 amino acids. The record is from RefSeq and is a predicted model, not a curated record. NCBI's taxonomy places the organism in Eukaryota, Metazoa, Arthropoda, Collembola, Entomobryomorpha, Isotomidae.
GGAGAUCGAAAUCGGGGCCCGACAAGUAGUGACCUUCUACUCCUAAAUACUACACAUGUAAUGAUGAGUAAUAUAGAUGCUCUGUGCUUUGUACAUUAUUACAAAUAUGUAAACUAAUAUGUAUUUUCCUACCGGGUUGAUAGAAAUUUCUUGUACAGUGGUAAAUUUUUUAUCAGCAUAACGUAAUGCUCGUUAUUGCCAAACAGUUAGAUCCACGUAAAUAUGUACAUAUACGUAUGUAUAAACCCGUCAGUAAUGAUUUAAUACCAUAGUUUUCUAAUCCUAAGGGUGUACAUCGGUACAUCUUAGAAGUAUGCAGAGUCAGAAGUAAAUGGUUGUGCUAAUGUAAUGAUUUAUAUAUAUGGAAAUUAAAUUCGUGCCGUAAAAAUAGACAUGUGUGGGAAGUAUGUAUGUAUGUACAUACAUAGUAUGUACCUAUGUAAAUCUGUUAGUCGACUGAUUCUCGUCGUAAACCAGUUUACAAUUUGAUUUUUUAUGCAUUCGUCAAUCAUCACUAGAUGCAUACAUAAUUACUGUAAUACUUAUGUACAUACGUGGGUAUGUAUUCCAGUUUUAUUACAUUCUAUCAUUUCGUAAAAAUUGAUGUUCCAGGUUGUAAUCAUGACGAACAUAAUUUUCCACUUAAAAGGAAUGGGUGAAAAAACACUGAAAAAAGAAUUCCCAGCCGGUUAAGCAUGAUAUUGCGUCACGUGUAUAUACAUAAGUUUACCACAAGUGAAAUAAUUGCAUAUUCUUAAGUUUUAUCCAGUUAGUCAUUACGUACGUGGCGUGGAGGGAUGGUGAUAUUGCAAGUGUGGUAAAUUUAGUGAAAAUGGUCGCGAUUCUGGUAAUCAUGGUUAUUUGUGUGUCAACCUGCGUCCCCAAUUCUCAGGGGACACUGGCCGAUGAUGAUUUGACUCUGAGCGUCGACCAGAAAGUGAAACUUGAUGAGUUCAACGCCAUUAUGAGCUCACGGGUUCCGCAUGAGUACAUGAAGUCGGAAAUCUAUUUAGUUCCGUGGUUACGAGUAAAUGAUUUCAAUGUUGACGCUGCGACAAGGGCACUCGUCACGAAUUUUAUUUGGAGAGAUGAAAACAAAAUUGAUUCGAUUUUAGACGAAGAUUGGACCGAAUUUAAUAAAGAUUACCGUGUAAAUGUGGAAGGAUGCGAUAUGGAAGGAAAACCAGUUAUCUCCCUAUUUGUGGGAGAAUGGAACCUCCGAAGGGCCGUAGUGAGUGGUCAGUCAGACAAAAUGUUGCGCUUUGUGGAUAAAUUAUUUGAAGAAGCGGGCCUCGUCGUGAGAAACAUGCAGAAGAGUGGAAACAACAUAACGAGGGUGCAAUUCAUCAUUGAAUGUUUGGGAAUGAGUGUUCAGCAACAAUUGUGUCCAAGAUGCAUUCCCUUCCUGGUUCACAUACUUGAAGAUUCGGCCAGGAAUCCGUUGAUGUUUACAAGAUUUAUAUUUUUAAACAUACCCCAAUACGCGGUAGCUGUCUGGAACAAUAUUGUUGGUCCUUUAGCCCCGCCCGGUGUCGCGGAUCUGGUCGAGCUGCACGGAACGAAUAAGGAGGCUUGGAGGGAUAUUCUGCUUAAGAAGCAUGGAAUUGAUGUGUCCAAACUAAGCCCGGAUUUCGGAGGGGAUGGACCAGAUUCCGUGGAUUUAGAAACUAUUAAGAAAAAUGGGCAUAACUAUCAGUGUCCCAAGUAGCUUACAAAAUGCAAAAUUGUGUCAAAGAUAUGAGGUGUACAAACAAAGAGUUUUUUCCAAAUGUAUCAAUGUCUUUUAUUAUUUAGGUACAAAACCUUUGUAUUAAAUACGUACAUAUAUGCCUAAAUAUAUUCUAAAUAAAUUAUUGCGGCAUGUA